AUGGACGUUCUCUCCGAAAUUGGCGCCCCUACAUUGGCCGUGGCAUCUGCCCUGAGUGUAGCUGCCGGUGCCUACCUUAAUGCGAAACUCGCAAUCUCGACCGAUCUGUCCCAGAUCUCCGGUGAUAAGGCAUUUGGAAAGCGCAUUGGCGAGCGCAUCGCCAAGCUAGAUGGCGCAACAACCAUAUAUAAGAUGUUGGAGCGCGUGGUGGAUGUUGAAGGCAAGGGCGCUCUGGAUGCCCUCUGGUUCGAACAUCAGACUUGGUCGUACAGCCAAUUGAAGGAUUUGGUGGACAGAAUGGCCGCUCUGUUGAAGACCCGUGAUGUAAAUUCGGGCGAUACAGUUGGUGUUUUCACGACCAAUUCACCAGAAAUGGUGAUCACCCUCUAUGCGCUCUCCAAACUAGGCGCAGUAUCAGCCAUGAUCAACACCAACCUGCGAGCCCAACCAGACGACACAUUCACCCACUGUCUAAACGUGUCAGGCUCCAAACAAAUAAUCUCAACAGCCGACCUAUCCCAGCAGGUCAACGUCACCAUCCCCCACCUAACAAUAAACCUAACCUCCUUCCCCAACACAAAAACAAGCCCAGUAGAGCUGGUAACGCUCUCAACGCUUCAAUCGCACUCUCCAACCGGCCUCGCCGCAGCAAAGCGCAACCCCAAGGAUCUAGCUGUCCUAAUCUACACCUCAGGAACAACAGGCAAACCGAAAGCCUGCACAAUCCGCAACAUGCUCACCCUGAUAACGUCAACACCCCUCUCCCGCGACGCAAACAAUCCAGGAAAAUACUACCCAUUGCGCAUUUACUCCUCCCUCCCUCUCUUCCACGGCACGGCCUUCUUCACAGGUAUAUGUGGCGCAGUCGGAAACGCGGGCACGCUUUGUCUGCGACGGAAGUUCUCUGCCAGUCAGUUCUGGAAGGACGUGCAUGACUCGGGUGCUACGCGGAUUCUGUAUAUUGGUGAAUUGUGCCGCUAUCUACUCGCUACCCCGCCUUCGCCCUAUGAUGCGGACCAUAACUGUAUCGUUGCGACGGGUAACGGGCUGCGCGGUGAGAUCUGGGAGAAGUUCAAGGAACGGUUUAACGUUCCCGAGAUUCGGGAAUUCUAUCGCUCUACCGAAGGCGUGGCCAAGUUUGAUAAUCAUGGUCCUGGUGUGUGGGGUGCUGGAAAGGUCGGCUUCUCUGGGCCUAUCAGACGGCUUUGGGAGGAUGAUACUUUUAUCGUGCGGUAUGAUACGGAUAAAGAGUGUCCGUAUCGGGAUCCCAAUACUGGAUUCUGUGUCCGUGCCGGUUUGAACCAGGAGGGUGAAGCUAUUGGACGGGUUAGGGAUCGGGAUUUAUUGAUUGAGUACCUGGGCAAUGAGGCUGCUACGGAGGAGAAGCUUCUUCGGGAUGUGUUUGUGAAAGGUGAUCUGUUCCAACGGACUGGUGAUCUGGUUGUUCAGGAUUCAGACGGUUGGGUCAGGUUCCAGGAUCGCGUUGGAGAUACUUUCCGGUGGAAGGGCGAAAAUGUUAGUGCUGGUGAGAUUCGGGAUCAUAUUUGUCGCAUUGAGGGGGUUCACGAUGCCGUUGUUUAUGGUGUCAAGCUGGCUAGCUAUGAUGGCCAGGCAGGUGCGGCUGGUAUCACGCUUGAAACGCCGGCUGCUGAAGUUGAGUUGAUGUCCAACUUGUAUGCCGAGCUGAAGAAGAAGGGCGUUCCUUCUUAUGCUCUUCCGCGACUUGUUCGCCUUACCGAGAAGGUUGCCACAGGAGUCACCUUUAAACAAGCGAAGGGCGACCUCGUCAAGAAGGGCUGGGACCCCCGCAAAGACUGGGGCGGCGACAUCCUCUACUGGCUGGACGGAGACAAGUACAAGAAGCUGGAGACACAGAGUUGGUCAGAGAUCGAAACCGGCAAGGCCAAGCUGUGA
Molecule: messenger RNA, 1914 nt
Organism: Penicillium antarcticum
Lineage: Eukaryota; Fungi; Ascomycota; Eurotiomycetes; Eurotiales; Aspergillaceae
Product: putative bifunctional fatty acid transporter/acyl-CoA synthetase (FAT1)
Exons: 5
Coding region: 1-1914 (637 amino acids)
Molecular function (GO): long-chain fatty acid transmembrane transporter activity; long-chain fatty acid-CoA ligase activity
Source: RefSeq, a predicted model, not a curated record